Vitis vinifera (wine grape) is the source of this 1032-nucleotide messenger RNA. RefSeq names its product auxin-induced protein 22D. The record is from RefSeq and is a predicted model, not a curated record. Gene Ontology annotation, biological process: regulation of DNA-templated transcription. The transcript has 4 exons. Gene Ontology annotation, cellular component: nucleus. Bases 164 to 763 code for a protein of 199 amino acids. Gene Ontology annotation, molecular function: protein binding. Lineage: Eukaryota; Viridiplantae; Streptophyta; Magnoliopsida; Vitales; Vitaceae.
CCUUUGGCCUAACACACAUUUCUGUUCCAACAAUAUAGAAGAAUUCGCCAGAUUGUCAUCGGAAAUAUUAGCUCAGUUUUCAUCAAAAGAUUUGGUUGUUAGUGGAAGAGAUAUCGGUGUUGAUUGAUCAACUGUUUCGGUUCUUGCUCAAUUUCAUUUAGAAAUGGAGAACAAGGUCAUAUACGAGAAAGAUCUCAAUCUUGAGGCCACAGAGCUUAGAUUAGGGUUGCCGGGCACCAAGAAGCCUGAGAAACAGGCGCCUCCUAGUUUGAAGACGAGCAACAAAAGAGCCUUGCCUGACAUGAACGAGGAGUCGGGAUCUGGGAACAACUCUAGUGUCUCGGAUGAUGGAAAAUCCCACCGUGAAACUGCUCCGGCCCCCAAGGCACAAGUAGUAGGGUGGCCACCGGUUCGAUCAUACCGGAAAAGCUGUUUCCAGCCGAAGAAAACGGAGGCUGAGGAGGGGAGAACCUAUUUGAAAGUGAGCAUGGAUGGAGCUCCUUAUCUCAGAAAGAUUGACCUAAAGGUGUACAAAGGCUAUCCAGAGCUCCUUAAGGCAUUGGAAGAGAUGUUCAAGUUCAGUGUUGGCCAGUACUCAGAGAGGGAAGGCUACAAUGGUUCAGAAUACGCACCUACCUAUGAAGACAAAGAUGGGGAUUGGAUGCUGGUGGGAGAUGUUCCCUGGAAUAUGUUCAUCUCUUCCUGCAAGAGGCUAAGAAUCAUGAAAGGAUCAGAAGCUAGAGGCUUGGGCUGCUUUCUAUAGAAAACACCUGCACAAUCCAAGCUGCUCAAAAAUGGGGAUUGGGGACAUCCAAAAGAAGAUCCAUUGAUUGGUCUAUGAAAAAGGAAAACUCCUUGUAGAUUGGGCUCUCCAUGGAGAAAUCUGAGUCUGAAUUCCAACACAAAAACAAAACGAAAUCAAGAUGAUGAAUCAGAGAAACAAACUUUUAUGUAUAGUUUAUGCAUAUUUUCUUGAAAUGGAAGUGUACAAAUUUACCCAAAAAAAAAAAAAAGAAAGAUUCUGUCUCUUCA